Molecule: messenger RNA, 3197 nt
Organism: Cottoperca gobio
Lineage: Eukaryota; Metazoa; Chordata; Actinopteri; Perciformes; Bovichtidae
Product: pleckstrin homology domain-containing family A member 1-like
Source: RefSeq, a predicted model, not a curated record
UCUCUGCUCCACACUCACUAGUCGCAGCAGCGCUGUCUGUCCUGGAUCAGUGGAGAUGGGCUGAGGCAGAGAGGACACGCGCAACAACAUCGAGACCAACGGCCGUUAACUGUCGCCGUUACAGCAGGGAACACUCGGGAAUUCUUCCCACUCCCGCUUCCCCCCCCCCCCCCCCACCCCUUUCCACUCCUGGCCUCAGCAGGCCAGGGAAUGUCCCGGCAGCGAGAUGCCUUACACGGACCGACAGAACCGCACUUGUGGCUUCCUGGACAUAGAGGAGAGCGAGAGCAGUGGCAAGUUCCUGCGUCGUUACUUCAUACUGGACACGCAGCAGGGAAGCUUGGUGUGGUUCAUGGACAACCCGCAGAACCUGCCUGUUGGUACAGACUGUGUUGGCUCCCUCAAACUCACCUACAUCUCUAAGGUCAGCGAUGCCACUAAGCUGAGGCCUAAGGCAGAAUUCUGCUUCGUCAUCAAUGCUGGGAUGAGGAAGUUCUUCCUGCAGGCCAACGAUCAGCAGGACCUCGUGGACUGGGUCGACGCUCUCAAUAAAGCCACCAAGAUUACUGUGCCAAAGUUGCCUGAUGGGCAGCAGAAUGCAGAGAACCAGAAGGCUUUGCCGGAUGUAUUAGGACCCAAGAAACAAGUCUCCUAUAGGACAGAGAUCUACGGAGGAGUCCCCAUCGUCACCCAGACGCAGCAUGACAGUGGUGACGGUGCAGACAGAGCGGAGCGUGAGGCCAUGCAUCGCUCCCACAGCCAGCUGCCAUACUUUCUGGGCAGGCCGACUCAGGAGCACACCGUCAUCAAGUCAGGCUACUGCGUCAAGCAGGGAGCUGUGAUGAGGAACUGGAAAAGGCGAUAUUUCCUACUGGAAGAAAACUCGAUGAGUUACUUCAAGUCAGAUUUGGAGAAAGAACCUCUGAGAAUGAUCCCGCUGAAGGAAGUUCACAAAGUCCAGGAGUGCAAACAGAGUGACAUUAUGAUGAGAGAUAAUCUGUUUGAAGUCGUCACCACAUCAAGGACGUUUUACAUCCAGGCGGACAGCCCAGAGGACAUGCACAGCUGGAUCAAGGCUGUCUCAGGGGCCAUUGUGGCCCAGCGGGGGCCUGGGAGGUCUGCUGCCACAAUGCGGCAGGCCAGACGGCUGUCGAACCCCUGUAUACAGAGGUAUACGUCUCGAAUCGGGGAGUGCAGCAGCACUCUGCUGCAGCUGUGUACCUGUCUUAGAUGUGUGACAUCCUGCUUGUCUCUCCUCCUCCCUCCUGUUCGCUGCCUGAGCACGGCCGUUCCACUUUCUACCGCAGCCCCGCGGGUCCCCCCGUCCCUCGCUCGCCCAUAUCUGCCAUGCCACCAUGCUACCCAGAGUGGGGGGCUGCUGUCACGUGCGGCACACGCUCGCAGCCUGGCAUGGGACAGCGAGCACUUCAUGAGUCUGCUGCCACGGCCCAGUCACAGCCGCACGCCAGCACGCCUGUCCCUGCAGGAGACGCGCCUGGCAAAGUGACCUGCGAACCACCUGCGACCACCAUUAUUAACUCUGAAGAGUCACCAUGGCGACGGCGGAGCAGCUUUGAGCCCCACAUGCCUGAACCGCCGCUGGACCUGGAUGACGCUGACCUGCCAGUGAGCGAGGUCUAAGCCUUUGAACUGGACACUAAAACUUGCUUUUCUGGUUGGAUGACAGCGAUUCAAAAAGGAAACUGUGCAACACGUAGUAAAAAAAAAAGAAGAGGAGGAAAAAGGGCAGGCGUUGGUUGGCGGACAUAAACUCACCUUUUGAGCUCCUCCGUCAGUGUGCUAAAUAAAAGAAGUUGGGUCACCACUGAACUGCACUCGCGUGCCAAAGAUGACCCAGUUUCCCCCCCCCCCCCCCCCCCCUCUGCCUGCCUGCUGUCGCAUUUACAACGAUGUAUUUAUUUACUAAGAGUUGAUGUUGUCAAACAAAACUACACAUUUUAGUUAACUUGUGGUGAUUAGAAUUCAAUGACGGAGCUUUAAUUAAACCUGUAAAGGCUCAAUGAUGUGACGGAGGACUUUUUGUAAACCACUUUGUGCCAAGAGAAUAAGGGAGAUGUCAAGGUUGCAAACUGUUUCCUCUCUAGAAGAGAAGGAGAUGAAGAGUGUUCAAACUGAGGAAUGGCCUGUCAUCACUUCUCUUAUCUACUAAUCAAAACUGUGUGUUCCAUUCAUGCACUCACUAUUGUAACUCUGGAUUUGUCUAUUUGCAUCGUCUGAGAUCAAAUCCUCACUCCAAUGCAAAGUGUAAAUCAAAGAUUCUGGACUGGCUUUGGAGAAGAUGCAAAGAUGCAAAAAGUUCAAGUGUGUGUGUGUGUGUGUGUGUGUGUGUGUGUGUGUGUGUGAGAGAGAGAGAUAAUGCAAGACCAAAUGUAUUGUGGCCACAUUCAGUCAGACUGUAAUUAAGAAGCUAAUGUAGUUUUCAUGUAACUCUACAGUGACUGUGAAGAAGCGCAACAGACAAACAGUUGAUGCAUCACUUCAGCCUGAAUCGGCCUCUUUUGCAAACUACAUUUCAGCAAAGCAGACUUUGUCGACUCACAUUUGUGAAACUAUAGGAUGUGGGGAAAUGAACAAGGAGUACGCUUGUAUGCAUUUUGUAAUUCGUAGUAAUAAAAGCUUCAACAAUAGGGCUCUGUCAGAUAACGAUAAGCUUUCUGACAGACGGGGAACUAACUGGCUCACAUGAGUUCACUAAACCUGCAGUCGUUUGUUUGAAGAUGAGUAUACUGUAUAAACACCAUGCAAACAUUUUGGAUUAUAGUUUAACAGAAAACAAAAACAUUCAAGUUCAGACACUUCCGUUUGCAUGUUAACUUUUUAAUGAUUCCUCAGAUUGUUAAUGUUUUUAGUUUUUAUCGACGGCUUGUUGUGUUUGCAGAAUAGAGCUGUGUGCAGCAGAUUUAUUUUUUAUAUGCUUUUAGAUGUUUCCUGAUCUUAGUCUGUGUACCUGUGUGGCCAACCCAGCAGCAGGAAGCUGCCUCAUAGUUUUAUUUAAAGAAUGUCUCACUGUAGUCCUACUAAAUAACACACUAAUCCUUUUCUUUCUUUUAAGUGCCUGCUUAAUUUCAACCCAACCAAGUCGAGCUGUUUCACCCCUCUUCAGUCUGGUGUAAUUGGUUUGAAUUGUCUCUAUUUAUUAUGUGGAUGACUUGAAAUAAAUAAACACUGAAAAUGCG